ACGCGGCGAUGGCGGCUGCGGCGGUGGCGGCCCCCGAGGUCCUUCGGGAAUGCGGCUGCAAGGGUAUCCGGACCUGUUUGAUCUGCGAGCGGCAGCGUGGAGGUGACCCGACCUGGCAGCACUCCCCGCAGAAAACACACCGGUUCAUUUACUACGCCGACGCCGGCUGGGCUGUGGGGGCCGAGGAGUCUGACUUUGAAGGCUGGGCCUUCCCCUUCCCAGGCGUGACGCUGAUCGAGGACUUUGUGACCCCGGCGGAAGAAGCUGAGAUGGUACGGCUGAUGGACCGCGACCCCUGGAAGCUCUCACAGUCCGGGCGGAGGAAGCAGAUACUCCUUACUGAUCUCAGCGAGGCCCGGCCCCGCACAUCGGACUACGGCCCCAAAGUCAACUUUCGGAAACAGAAGCUGAAGACCGCCGGCUUCCGGGGCCUCCCCAGCUUCAGCCGGGAGGUGGUGCGGAGAAUGGGCCUCUACCCCGUCCUGGAGGACUUCCGGCCCGUGGAGCAGUGUAACCUGGACUACUGCCCGGAGCGGGGCUCGGCCAUCGAGCCGCACCUGGACGACACCUGGCUGUGGGGGGAGCGGCUGGUGAGCCUCAACCUGCUGGCCCCCACCGUGCUGUCCAUGUCCCGGGAGGCACCCGGCAGCCUGCUGCUCUGCCUGGCGCCGUCCGGCCUCCCACAGGCCCCGGCGGAAGGCGCGCCGGCCCCCGGCAGGUCUGUCCCGUGCCGGGAGGUGGAGGUGGCGGUGCCCUUGCCCCGCCGCGCUCUGCUGGUGCUCACGCGAGCCGCGCGGCACCAGUGGAAGCACGCCAUCCACCGCAGGCACAUCGGGGCCCGCCGCGUGAGCGCCACCUUCAGGGAGCUGUCUGCCGAGUUUGGCCCCGGCGGGAAGCAGCAGGAACUGGGGCAGGAGCUCCUGCAAACCUCGCUCUCCUUUCAGGGGAGACCCACGUGAGCCGCCUGCCCGGGGACGGGAGCUGGCGCUGGGCCUGGCCGGGGGUGCUGGCUCCACAGUGGACCAUUAGCCGGCACUGAAGGGGGCGCCCAGCCCGAGGGUCUUUCUCAGGUCUCAAGAGGAGACCGCUUGACACCCUGGUGCCCGGCAGCACGAGCCCUGUCCGUGAGCUGGCUCGAUGGGAAGGGGCCUCAAGUCGGUCCCCUUUGACCUGCGCCGUGGCCACUUGCCUGGGUUGUUUAAUUUGUCACAGCUUGAGGGCAGUGGCAUACUUUGAGCUUAAAAAUCGUUGGUAGCACUUCAGGUCAUUUUCUCCUUUAUCUGUCUCUCUUAACAAGGUUGCCCGAUGUCCCAGCCUGCAGGCCCUUCAUUUGUUUAUUUAUUAUUUAUUAUUUUAUUUAUUUAUUUUUGGCCGUGCCACGCAGCUUGCAGGAUCUUAGUUCCCUGACUAAGGGAUUGAACCCAGGCUCACGGCAGUGGAAGCGCUGAGUCCUAACCACUGGACCGCCAGGGAACUCCCAGGCCCCUCAUUUAGGGAGCGUGUUGGAUUGGAGAACAGGAUGGGUAGAAGAUGUGAGGUUAUUACUGUUUCAGACUUCAGAGCUGCUGACAGCUUCUGAUUUGCACUCUGCCCGGGUCAUGCUUGACCCCAUGGGGUGUGGGAUACGCAACACUGGUGACCAGCGGUUGGCAGGGAGGGGCUUCCAAGCAUCACCUCUCUCCACGGCGUUCCACCAAGAGCAGAGAGAAAUUCAUAACUUAAGUACUUAUUUAUUCAGUUCAGUCCAGGGCAACUGUUUUAAAAAUCCAUACACAGGACAGGGCGUGUGCACACCGCAUGUGGUCUCCACAGCGUCAUGCAUAAUGAAUUAAUCGGCACAAGACAGGUGAGUGCAGAUGAGCCUCGAUCCGUUCAGGCUUAGGCAAUUUUAUCCUCAACAGACCUUCCUAGAAGACACUGAAAUACAUUCUGCCCUGGCAGUUUGUCUAAAAUAGAAACGCUUGAGUUUUGAAACUUCUGGUCAGGUACUAAACGGAGACCGUGUUCCACUUUGGAAAGGGCCUCAGCGUAUCUGCGGGCACUUGUUUUUAUGAGCACCAGGAAGGCUCUGCUCAGAGGAAAACAGGGCAAGCCCACGCUGGCUCCGGGGCGGCCUGUGGUGCCUCUCACUCACCACAGAAAGGUCACUGCACUUGGAACCCCCUUCACAGUCAGGUUAAGCCUCCAGAAACCAAAUUUCUAGCCUGCAAUUUGCUUCCCUCCCCUCCCCAGACUGCCCUGCGGCAGCUCCAAAUGGCAGCUUAUUCUCCAGUCCUGAGGGUGCCCCCCUGAUCAUCAGUCCCCAGGCCCACAGUCAUCUCUGUUCUCACAGAAAUUCAGUUUGCCCCGUGCCUCUGGGAACUAGAAAGGCUGGAGCUGGGAGAGCUCGCUGGAAGAAAGAACAAGAAAUUACAAGAACAUUAUUCUCCUAAUCCGUGUCGAAAACGUGAUUAUGUGGCAUCUUUCCUACCCAUGUGGCACUGUCACUGGGCACCUAGUGCCCAGAUGUGGGCCCGGAUGUGGCCAGGCUAGAAAAACUCUGCCCAUGGGCCAGGUGUAACAGCUGGCCCCUGGCUGACACCCAGAGUGUGCUCGCCACAGUCUGGGGAGCUCGGCACUCCGUGGGUCUGGCACACUGGGCAGGGGCACCAGAUAGCCCAGGAAGGUGGCCGAAGUGAGCCCAACAAGGCCCCUCUCAAAAGGCUGAGGCCAGAGGAAGGGGCUGCCGCCCCCCCCCCAGCAGUGGGGAGGAGCCAGCCUGUCUAGUCCCUGCCAGGACACAAAGUGGCCAUCUUGCAGUGAUGCUGACAUUCUUUUGCAAAGCAAACACAUUACACCAGACGAGCCUUUUCAGCAAGGCUCUGGGAGAGGAGACAUGCGCUAGGGAGCAAGCAAGUCACGACAGAUGUCUGCAGAGGAUGCGAGGGACACUCCCUUUGGAAAGCGCCAGGGCUCUCCGGCCCAGCAAGACACGUUGUCCAGGCUCCCUGUAAAUGCCAUGACUUGCACUGGUGAUUCUCAGCAUUCAGAGUUACGUGUUAAGGUUUAGGUUCUCAACAGGAUGUCACAGCCCCAGAAACCUCAACCAGGCCUGCCCGCACUUCUUGGUACAGGCAACCCAGACCCCACAGAGAU
Messenger RNA from Eubalaena glacialis (North Atlantic right whale), 3135 nucleotides. RefSeq names its product alkB homolog 4, lysine demethylase (gene ALKBH4). Gene Ontology annotation, molecular function: oxidoreductase activity; actin binding; demethylase activity. Lineage: Eukaryota; Metazoa; Chordata; Mammalia; Artiodactyla; Balaenidae. Gene Ontology annotation, cellular component: contractile ring; midbody. The record is from RefSeq and is a predicted model, not a curated record. Bases 9 to 959 code for a protein of 316 amino acids. Gene Ontology annotation, biological process: oxidative demethylation; protein demethylation; actomyosin structure organization. The transcript is spliced from 4 exons.